CCCUCUGCCUCUGCCUGUCCGUCCCUCGCUUCCCAAAACCAAUCUGCUCUCCUCCCUCCCGGACUCCAUGGCCCCGAGCUCGCCGCCCUCCGCCGCGCUGCGGGCGUCCUCGCGCAAGCGGACGGCCUCCGCCAAGGCCGCGCCCGACCAGGAGCCGUCCGCGGCCACCAAGCGCCCGCGCAAGGGGGCCGCGUCGUCGUCGGCGAAGAAGAAGACGGCCGAUCCCAAGGCGAAGGCGUUGAAGGCGCCGAGGAAGAAGAAGGAGGUGGCGGCGGCGGAGGAGAAGCUGUCGGAGGAUGAGGUUUGCGCGGAGGAGCCUGACGAGGAGGAGCUCGAGCUGGGGGAGGAGGACGAGUCGGCCGCCUCGGGGGAGCAGGGGCAAGCGACGGCGAGGAGGCGUGUGGCGCAGCCCACCAGGGAAAGGAACCUCGCCGCCGGGGACAAGGAGCCGGAGUUCGUCGGCGAGCCUUUCCCCGCCGACGAGGCACGCAGCAAGUGGUCGCAGCGGUACCAGCGCGCCGCGCCUAGGAGGCCGGAUGAGGAGCCCGAACUCAAGGCUCGGUGCCACUACCGCUCCGCCAACGUUGAUGGAACUGUCUACGCUCUUGGCGAUGAUGUCUAUGUCAAGGCUGCGGAAAAUGAGGCUGAUUACAUUGGCCGAAUAACUGAAUUUUUUGAGGGCACCGAUCGGCACUGCUAUUUUGCUUGUCGAUGGUUCUUCCGUCCAGAGGACACGGUGAUCUCUACGGCCAAGUUUGUUGAUGAUCACACGCAUGACCCAAAGCGAGUCUUCCUCUCUGAAGAAACAAAUGAUAAUGUGCUUGAUUGCAUCAUAAAAAAGGUUAAGAUAAUUCAUGUUGAUCCAAAUAUGGAUCCAGAAGGCAAGGCUCAACUGGUGGCUGACAGUGAGGCUGAGCUAUAUUAUGACAUGUCAUAUGCGGUUGCAUAUUCUACAUUCGCUAAUAUCCCAUCAGAUACCAAUGAAAACUCUGGGAUUUCUUCUGAUGCUGACCUGGAGGCUGGCACGCCACCAGUGAGAACAGCAGCUCUCCUUGACCUUUAUUCUGGCUGUGGUGGUAUGUCUACAGGGCUAUGCUUGGGUGCCGCACUUGCUGGCCUGAAACUCGAAACGCGAUGGGCUGUUGACCUGAACAGCUUUGCAUGCAAGAGCCUGAAGUACAAUCACCCAGGAACUGAGGUUCGAAAUGAGAAAGCUGAAGAAUUUCUUGCUCUCCUUAAGGAAUGGGCCAUUCUAUGCGACACAUAUGUCCAUGUGAAUAAUUCUGAAUCUGAUAGUCCCAUAGAGGAUGAGGAGGAAGAUGAUGAGCCUCUUGCAAAGGAUGAGUUUGUGGUAGAGAAGCUGCUUGAAAUCUGCUAUGGUGGCAGUGGGAGGGGAAAGGGCAUAUAUUUCAAGGUUCAAUGGAAAGGCUAUGGUCCAGAGGAGGAUACCUGGGAGCCCAUUGGAAACCUCAGUGACUGCCAACUGAAAAUCAAAGAAUUUGUACAAGAAGGGCACAAGCGGAAAAUUUUACCAUUGCCUGGUGAUGUUGAUGUCAUUUGUGGUGGCCCACCUUGCCAAGGAAUCAGUGGAUUCAAUCGUUUCAGAAACCGUAAGGAGCCACUGAAAGAUGAGAAAAACCAGCAAAUGGUCACAUUUAUGGACAUUGUGUCAUAUCUCAAACCUAAGUUUGUCCUUAUGGAGAAUGUCGUGGACAUUCUUAAGUUUGCUGAUGGAUAUCUUGGUAGAUAUGCAUUGAGUCGCCUGGUUGCUCUGAAUUAUCAAGCACGGCUAGGGAUGAUGGUAGCUGGUUGCUAUGGGCUGCCCCAGUUCCGAAUGCGUGUGUUCCUUUGGGGAGCUCUUCCUGACAUGGUGCUCCCAAAGUAUCCUCUCCCUACAUAUGAUGUGGUUGUGCGUGGCAUUGUCCCAAAUGCUUUCUCUCAAAGCGUUGUUGCCUAUGACGAAACACAAAAACCAACUUUGAAGAAGGCUCUGCUUCUUGGCGAUGCUAUUUCAGACUUGCCGGAGGUAGAUAACUAUCAGCUUCACGAGGUGAUGGAAUAUGGUACGAAGCCCAAAACAGAAUUUCAGCGCUAUAUCCGACUUGGUCGUAAAGACAUGUUGGACCAUUCAUUUGGUGAUAACACUUGUCCUGAAGAAGGCAAGCUCUUGGAUCACCAACCUUUGAGGUUAAACCAAGAUGAUUAUGAUCGUGUGCAACAAAUCCCAGUAAAGAAGGGAGCCAACUUCCGCGACCUACCAGGCAUCAAGGUUGGAGCAAAUAAUAUUGUGGAGUGGGACCCAGAAGUUCCGCGGGUUUAUCUGAAAUCUGGCAAACCCUUGGUUCCGGACUAUGCAAUGUCCUUCAUUAAGGGCAGAUCACUGAAGCCGUUUGGUCGCUUGUGGUGGGACGAGACAGUUUCUACGGUCGUGACCAGAGCAGAGCCACACAACCAGAUUAUAUUGCACCCAAAUCAGGCACGGGUUUUGUCUGUCCGUGAGAAUGCAAGGUUGCAGGGAUUUCCUGAUUACUACCGAAUGAACGGGCCCAUCAAGGAGAAGUACAUACAAGUUGGCAAUGCGGUGGCGGUUCCUGUUGCCCGAGCACUGGGUUACUCUCUUGGUCAGGCGUACCAGGGCGAGAUGGAAAGCACUGGGCCGCUGUUCACAUUGCCUGCCAGCUUUACCAAUGUGGGACAGACCGAGGAGCUGGCGAGAGCUUCAUCUGUCGGAAUCCCUGUAGGAGAGGUGGUAGAGCAAUAGCAUUGAGUGAGAGUUCCCUUGUGCUGUUGGAUUCAAUUCGAGUCCAUGCGGUGAUUAUCACUCUUGAGUUAGGAUUGGUGAGGGGAGAUGAAUGUUGUAACAUUGUUUAGGGCAUACAAGUCGAGUGCUUAUUGUAUUGUAGUUGCGAUGUUUCCAAACAUUCAAUUGCUGGUCGAUCAUGAACCUUAAUUCUAUAAAUAAAGCUUGUAAUGAUUCGUUGCUACAA
This is a messenger RNA of Brachypodium distachyon (stiff brome), 2987 nucleotides long. Its product is annotated as DNA (cytosine-5)-methyltransferase CMT3. Gene Ontology annotation, cellular component: nucleus. NCBI's taxonomy places the organism in Eukaryota, Viridiplantae, Streptophyta, Magnoliopsida, Poales, Poaceae. The transcript is spliced from 20 exons. Gene Ontology annotation, molecular function: chromatin binding; methyltransferase activity. The record is from RefSeq and is a predicted model, not a curated record. The coding region runs from base 68 to 2761 and encodes 897 amino acids.